AUGGCCGGGUCCGAGCACAACGCACCGGCACCGGCUGCUGGAGCGCCCGGUGGACGGGAGCCAGGCUCGAGUGGUCACCAGGCACAGGGGCCACUCUUGACCAACAGCUACGCGUUGGAACCUCUUGAGACACGCAUCGAGAUCGUCACGCCUCUCGUCAAACACUGGAAUCAGGUUGUUCAGCACAAAGUGUUGCUACAGCAGCAACAACUGCGCCUGCUCUGGGUCCGCUGCCACCUCCUCCUACCUCCGGCCACGCUACCCACGUACACGGGUUACGACGACCCGAAAUCGGUGGCUGACUUCCUAGAGGAAAUGGACAGGUAUGUCAGAGCGACCGGUGCCUCGGAAGCGCACGUGAUGGCUCGAAUCCUGCCGUUGGCUUUACGGGAUCCCGCAGGACGGUGGUGGAGGCUACAAACGCCUUUCACCACUUGGGCAGAAUUUGAACAGCGCUUCCGAGAGGAAUUUCUGCCCCCUGGGUACGAGCUGCGAGUCCAGCGUGAGCUCGAACUAAGAACCCAGCAUCCGGACGAAAGUUUGCUCGAGUACGUCCGGACGAUGCAGGAAUUGCAUCGCCGAGCAGCACCGACUGCCUCGGAAAGGGACCAAGUAGCUCGGGUCAUGCGACAGAGUCAUCCCAGAUUCAGGCCAUUUCUUUAUGGGCGCACAUUCGAAACCCUUGAGCACCUCGCACGGGAGGCCCGCGGUGUACAAGACGCCCUUUUAGCUGAGAGCACUUACGUGCCACCGCCAGCGCCGCAAUCUGCUCUUGAGCCGUCACUGGCUUGGCGCGCCCCCGUAGCCAGUCCCUCAUGCGACCUGACGAGCCCAGGCGCAUUCACGGCUAUCUCCUCCCGCGCCCUGGACCCCUUCGCACAUGAGCAAGGGCUGCGCGGGGCCCCUUUGAAUACCGUAUCAGGGGUAAGCUGUCCCUGGGAGCAAGUGUCCGCGGAGCAGCGUCAUAGUGCAGAGCGCUCGCUCCUUACUCGAGCCAUACAAGAGCGUAGUCGGUCGGACCCCCAGUCCCGAUACGCCGGGUUCACAAGUCCUGCGCGAGCCGACUGCGACAGGCGCUCCUGUUAUGGGUACUCCGGGAGCCACUCCGCCGAAAGGCGUGAUUUGAGGGAUAGGUUAACUGGCCAACGCAGACAUACGCAUGUCGUAUGCUACCAGUGCGGUCAAACUGGUCAUGUGAGGCGGCAAUGCUUUGCGCGCCGUAGCGCGAAUGCAGAUCUGAAACCAUUUUAUGCACGGCAAGACUCAGCAGCUGAUGAUCCAGAUAUGCCUCACCAGGGCUUGGCCACCCAGUCACCCACACCACCAAGCAAGUGGUACAACCUGCGUCCCCGGUGA
This is a messenger RNA of Rhipicephalus sanguineus (brown dog tick), 1356 nucleotides long. RefSeq lists its product as uncharacterized. Lineage: Eukaryota; Metazoa; Arthropoda; Arachnida; Ixodida; Ixodidae. Gene Ontology annotation, molecular function: nucleic acid binding; zinc ion binding. The record is from RefSeq and is a predicted model, not a curated record. The transcript is spliced from 5 exons. The coding region runs from base 1 to 1356 and encodes 451 amino acids.